This is a messenger RNA of Metopolophium dirhodum (rose-grain aphid), 483 nucleotides long. RefSeq lists its product as uncharacterized. Lineage: Eukaryota; Metazoa; Arthropoda; Insecta; Hemiptera; Aphididae. The record is from RefSeq and is a predicted model, not a curated record. Bases 1 to 483 code for a protein of 160 amino acids. The transcript has a single exon.
AUGGUUAAUAGAGCACUUAAAGUCCUCGGGUUCAUCAUACGUAAUACUAAAUUAUUUAAGUCGGUUGGAUGCCUUUGUACUUUAUACUAUGCCCUUGUCCGCUCUCUUCUUGAAUUUGGAUCUGUGAUCUGGCAACCGUAUUUAGUCAAAGACCAGCUACGACUUGAAAGCGUCCAAAAUAAAUUUCUUAACUUUAUUGCCUUCAAAAUGAACAUUUAUCACGAAAAUCAUGAUUAUUCCAACAUAAGGCAAGUUUUGAACAUCCCAACUCUUACCUCUCGUCGUGCAAAAGCAGACUUAGACUUUCUAAAUUUAAUUCUAAGUGGUUCUUUGGACGUUCCUGAUCUCCUUGCAGCUAUACCAUUCAGAGUUCCUUCUCAUUCUUCCAGAAACCAAUCACAAUUUUAUGUCCCAACCCGCAAGACCUCGUAUGGGCACAACCACACUCUACACCGCAUGCUCAGAGCUGCGAACAACCAAUAA